CUUUUGCAGAUUCUCAAGGAUUCUUCUAUGUUUUAAGUCUUCUCUCUUUUCCAGAUUCUUCAUUUUGUGCUCAAAUUUCUCACCAAAUCUGGUUCUUUGAUUCCUCCACUAUACUAUAUUCGUUAUUUCCUCUCUUUUUAUUCCUAUUUAUCAUUAGAUUCAUAUAAAAGAACUUCAGUAUUUCAUUCAACCCGCAUAUCAAAGGAGACUGACUAAUAGCCAUUAAAAGAUGGAGACUCUGCAUCCACUACUCUCUCACGUGCCCACUUCUGACCACCGGUUCGUUGUUCAAGAGAUGAUGUGCUUGCAAACAUCGACCUGGACUAAAGAAGAGAACAAGAAGUUCGAGCGAGCCCUAGCUAUAUACGCUGAUGACACGCCAGACCGCUGGUUCAAAGUUGCUGCUAUGAUCCCUGGAAAAACCAUCUCAGAUGUCAUGACGCAGUACUCUAAGCUCGAAGAAGACCUCUUCGAUAUCGAAGCAGGGCUUGUCCCUAUCCCUGGUUACCCUUCAGCUGGAUUCGAUCAGCUCGUUAGUCCCUAUGACCAUGAUCUGUAUCGUAAACGUCCUAAUGGAGGAGCCAGAGGAUUUGAUCAAGAUCGAAGGAAAGGAGUUCCAUGGACGGAGGAAGAACACAGACGAUUCUUGUUAGGCCUUCUCAAGUAUGGAAAAGGAGACUGGAGAAACAUAUCAAGGAACUUUGUCGGAUCGAAAACACCAACUCAGGUUGCAAGCCAUGCUCAAAAAUACUAUCAGAGACAGCUCUCUGGUGCUAAAGACAAACGCCGGCCUAGCAUUCACGACAUCACCACCGUCAAUCUUCUCAACACCAAUAUCACCCGUCCAUCUUCUGAUCAUGACCGCUUCCUCCAACAACCAGAUGAAUCAAAACUAGGGUUCACCGACAAGGGUAAUGCAGAGGAGGGAGUGAUGUUUCUUGGUCAGAAUCUUUCCUCUGUCUUGUCUCCAUACGAACCUGCGUUUAAGUUCACCGGAACAAAUGUUUAUGGCGGUGGAGCUUACGGUCUCGCCAGAUCCUGAAAUUUAGCAGUUAUAAAGAAGCGAGAGAAGGUUGGAUUAUGAAAUUGUAAUUGUUGCAUCUAGUUAAACGAAAAUCUCAACAGUUAUGUUUUAUGGUUGAACUUAAAACGCUUAUGUUACAUGAUUAGAUGAAUGUGACUAUGUGGAUAUGCAUGUUUGUGUUUAUCGAAUAAACAUAGAUUAGCUAUAUAUAUUGUCCAUGUCUUUUUUCCAAAAGGAUAACUAAUGGUGAAAAGGACUAAUUGGUGUGUUUA
Molecule: messenger RNA, 1296 nt
Organism: Brassica rapa (field mustard)
Lineage: Eukaryota; Viridiplantae; Streptophyta; Magnoliopsida; Brassicales; Brassicaceae
Product: transcription factor DIVARICATA
Molecular function (GO): DNA binding
Source: RefSeq, a predicted model, not a curated record